Messenger RNA from Akanthomyces muscarius, 1005 nucleotides. RefSeq lists its product as uncharacterized. The transcript is spliced from 2 exons. Gene Ontology annotation, molecular function: ATP binding; protein kinase activity. The record is from RefSeq and is a predicted model, not a curated record. Gene Ontology annotation, biological process: protein phosphorylation. The coding region runs from base 1 to 1005 and encodes 334 amino acids. NCBI's taxonomy places the organism in Eukaryota, Fungi, Ascomycota, Sordariomycetes, Hypocreales, Cordycipitaceae.
AUGGAUCCAGAGACGCUGCUUACCUUACGUUAUCGCCACCCGAUCAUGCCUUAUGUCGAGGAUGUCGAAAGAUAUGCCCCAGGUGGUUUCCAUCCGGUUGAUAUUGGCGACAGAAUCUGCGCCGGCGCGCAGGCGUACCAGGUUCUCCACAAACUCGGCCACGGAGGCUCUUCGACAGUUUGGUUGGUUCAAUCGUGCGUGCGCUUGCCGUCAUAUUAUGCGUUGAAAAUUUUCCGUGCCGAUGUUGCUGACAUGACCGAGGCUCGUGAGUUGAGUAUCUUGCAGCACCUCAAAUCUUUCGCUGGCCCAAGGCAUCCCAACCUGGUAGUGUUGUACGACACGUUCAAAAUUUCUGGCCUAAACGGCGAGCGCUACUGUCUCUUAUUCCCUGUUCUUGGCCUAAGCCUCCGCAAAGUUCACCAAUCGACUACGCUGGGCGGUGCUUUACGACACCAAGUCUACCAACAGGCUACUAGCGCUAUAGAGCUCCUCCAUCAUCGUGGAAUUUGUCACGGCGACCUCACUGUUUCCAAUCUAGUGUUUGAACUUCCGAACCACCAGUCCAUGUCUCCAGAUGAAGUAUCUCGGCUUCUAGGUCUGAUCAAGACUGAGAAGCUCAGGUCUCAACGCGAUCGCUCGCACCAUGGCCCUCGCUUCGUCGUCCAGACUCCCAAAUUCUCAGGCUUUGACUACUCUCGGCUUUCUCGCAUUCGUAUUAUUGGUUUUGGGCAAGCUUUCCAUGCGGACCAGCCUCCACGGUCACUAGGUGUGCCGCUCAGCUACUUCCCCCCCGAGCUGUGCUUUGGUUAUCUACCCUCAGCCAAGAGUGAUGUUUGGCAACUUGCGUGUAUUCUCUACGAGACCCACACAGAUCAUUACCUGUUUCCCACAUUCUUUGAAAUAUUUGAAAUACUAAUCGGUACAGCCGUGGGACUCUUCGGCCCGAUACCCCAACACUGGCGCGGGAACUAUAACUUCGACGAGUACGGCUACGUGGAGCCGUGA